UACAGCUAUUUACUGUAGGUGCGCAGCUUGUUGUGUUCCAGGAUCUCUUGCGCUUCUUGAGCUACUUGUAGCUGGACGUUCCUCACUCUUUCCAUGCCACAGUGCACACGUUUGCCGCCAUUUCAAGCUAGCGGAAAGCUGGAAGCAUCCGUGCUAUUUGUUGUGGCAGAAGCUACUUAACAUGCACCAUUUGUUUGUUGCAGUUUCAUAGUCCUCGGGUGCUCCCUUGCGCUUCACCCCAACACAAAAACAAAUUGACUAGACCUCUUGUGUUUCGGACUGGUGAGCUCUUAGGAUGGAAUCUGCAACUAAAAUAUGCGUGGUCGGGCCGCCAGGAGUAGGAAAGACUGCCAUCGCCAGACUCCUUGCUGACUGGGACACCAGUGCAGGGGCACCAUAUGUUGCAACGCAGGCUCUGAGGAUCCAGGAGCUUGACCGGUCGCUUGGCAAGAAGCGCUUCUCUAUUCAGUUGUGGGACUGCAGCGGGGAUUCCGAGUUCCAGCCCUGCUGGCCAGCACUGCAGAGAGGGGCACACGGACUGAUCCUGGUGCGGAAUGCUGAGGCAUCUUUGGAAGAGCAAGAGAAGCAGCUUGAAAAUUGGUACAAAGUGUUCGCAACACCGAACCGUCUGAAGGCAAGCCAGUGCGUCAUUGUCAACGUCAGCCGAUCCAACGGAGGCGUCAGUGGACUGCCAGCAGGUAGUGGACGCGGUCUUCUAGCAAACGUGAAUCAAGUAAACGUUUCCCUCUUAGAACCAGACUGCCAACAGCGCCUCUUUCUGGCUUUGGAGGGUAUUCUAGGGGGUGCUUAAAAAGUCCCGUGGCUUAGAACGGAAGAGGUGCGAGUAGCUGUGAGUGUCAGGAGCUCGUGCUAGCAAACCUGUUGCCGUUGUCAAGAAGAAGUUCUUAUCUCCAGGUAAUCUUACGCACCAUGAAUCUCCUGCAAUCGGGGAGUCUGUGCUGAGAUUCGAAGAUACCAUUUUAGAAAGGGGAAAGGCACCGAACUCGAGGAUUGAUCACGUCUUAAUAAGCGUCAUUAGAGUCGCUCAGUCAACUAAGAAAGGCACAGUCAAACAGGUCCUGAUUUCAUGUCCUUAAGCUUGCAGACAAAUGUAGAUAGAUGCAUGACGUUCGGUGUGUGCUCGAAGUCGACGGGUAGUCCCUGAAGCGGCGCCGCUUCUGGAAUACUUGCUCCAAACCCGCUUCAAAACCAACGGGGCGGCCGCUCGUGG
Molecule: messenger RNA, 1231 nt
Organism: Klebsormidium nitens
Lineage: Eukaryota; Viridiplantae; Streptophyta; Klebsormidiophyceae; Klebsormidiales; Klebsormidiaceae
Source: the annotation of a GenBank genome assembly